GUGUACACCCUUCCUUCUCCUUCCCCGCACACUCCCUCCUCUCUCUCUCUCUCUCCCUCUCUCUCUAGGCAGCCGACAGCCGCCAUCCCGGAGGCAUCACCAGCACGGUGACGGAGCCUCGAGCACCAUUCCCAUGGCGGACAAGAUCUCCACUAUCGUCCUCAAGGUUGACCUUGAAUGCGAGAGAUGCUACAAGAAGAUCAGAAGAGUCCUCUGCAAGAUCCAAGACGAGAUGAACAUCAAGACGAUCUCGUUCGAUGAGAAGAGCAAUGCCGUGACGAUCUCCGGCCCGUUCGACGCCGAGAAGGUCUGCAAUAAGCUCUGCUGCAAGGCCGGCCGGGUCAUCAAGGAGAUGGACAUCAAAGGCAAGGAGAAGGAUGCCAAGGCCAAGGACGGCGGCGGCGACAAGGCGAAGGCCGCCGGCAAACCGGCUGAGAAGGACGCCGGCAAGCCGGAGAAGGCCAAGGAAGGCAAGGAGGGCGCCAAGGCCGAGAAGGAGGGCAAGGGCGACAAGGAGUCGAAGGGCGACAAGGCGGAGGCCAAGAAGGUCAAGUUCGACCUCCCCGACGCGCCCCCCGCCGGGGACGCGAAGCCCGGCAAGGCCAUGGCGAUGCCGCCCAAGGCCGACCUCGGCCCGCUCCUGGAGAAGAUGAUGGCGGCCAAGGCCGGGCCCGAGCCGAUCGCGCCGGCGAUGGUGCCGGGCGCCGCGCAGGGCGUGGCCGUGCCGUCCAUCUGGCCCGCGCCGGCCGGGUCCGUGUCCGGCUACGGCUACAACCCGGGCUACGACGCGCCGUCGCACUACGGCGGCGGCUACGGCGCCUACGGCUGCGGCUGCGGCGGGUACAACGGGUACUGCCGGUGCGGCAAGCCGGCCGCGCCCGGCGGGUACUACGGCAUGCCGGUGUACGACAGCCAGGGGUGGUACUACGGCGGCGGCGGCCGGCAGCCGUACUACGGGCAGCAGCAGCCGUGCUGCGAGGACCCCAACGCCGGGUGCAGCGUCAUGUGACGGCGAUGCGCCCAUGGCUGAUGGACAGACAGAGCAAUCAGUGUGUGGUCACACUCCCAUGGCCAGUGCUGGAUGAAGAAGAAAAAAUCUCCUUUAUUUUUUCUGUGUCGCGGUGUUCUUGUUUAUGCCUGUGGUGGUUGUUUAUGUAGGGAGUUUGAGUUGUGCAUGUGAACAGGUAAGCUGUGAUGCUUGCGGCUAUGGUGUCUAGCUUCUCUCUCCUUUUUUUUUCGCGUCUGUGAUGAACUAUAAGUCUAUAUAAUGAGAAUAUAGCAGUAGUAUAUUUAGAUGAAA
Panicum hallii is the source of this 1300-nucleotide messenger RNA. RefSeq names its product protein PYRICULARIA ORYZAE RESISTANCE 21-like. Gene Ontology annotation, molecular function: metal ion binding. The transcript is spliced from 3 exons. NCBI's taxonomy places the organism in Eukaryota, Viridiplantae, Streptophyta, Magnoliopsida, Poales, Poaceae. The record is from RefSeq and is a predicted model, not a curated record. Gene Ontology annotation, biological process: regulation of defense response to fungus. Bases 134 to 1009 code for a protein of 291 amino acids.